Myotis davidii is the source of this 1101-nucleotide messenger RNA. Its product is annotated as protein KIBRA. Gene Ontology annotation, biological process: regulation of DNA-templated transcription; regulation of hippo signaling; negative regulation of organ growth. Lineage: Eukaryota; Metazoa; Chordata; Mammalia; Chiroptera; Vespertilionidae. Gene Ontology annotation, cellular component: cytoplasm. The annotation marks the transcript as partial. The record is from RefSeq and is a predicted model, not a curated record. The transcript has 6 exons. Gene Ontology annotation, molecular function: kinase binding; molecular adaptor activity.
AGAAUCGACAAGAAAAUGUCUGAUGCUCAGGGCAGCUACAAACUGGAUGAAGCUCAGGCUGUCUUGAGAGAAACGAAAGCCAUCAAAAAGGCCAUCACCUGUGGAGAAAAGGAAAAGCAAGAUCUCAUUAAGAGCCUUGCGAUGCUGAAGGAUGGCUUCCGGACCGACAGAGGGUCCCACUCUGACCUGUGGUCCAGCAGCAGCUCUCUGGAGAGUUCGGGUUUCCCGCUGCCGAAGCAGUACCUGGACAUGAGCUCCCAGACGGACAUCUCGGGGAGUUUCGGCACCAGCAGCCACAAUCAGUUGGCGGAGAAGGUCCGAUUGCGCCUUCGGUACGAAGAGGCUAAGAGGAGGAUCGCCAACCUGAAGAUCCAGCUGGCCAAGCUGGACAGUGAGGCCUGGCCUGGAGUGCUGGACUCGGAGAGGGACCGGCUGAUCCUCAUCAGCGAGAAAGAGGAGCUGCUGAAGGAGAUGCGCUUCAUCAGCCCCCGGAAGUGGACGCAGGGCGAGGUGGAGCCGCUGGAGAUGGCCCGCAAGCGGCUGGAGAAGGACCUGCAGGCAGCCCGGGACACCCAGAGCAAGGCGCUGACCGAGAGGUUGAAGUUAAACAGUAAGAGGACCCAGCUGGUAAGGGAACUGGAGGAAGCCACCCGGCAGGUGGCAGCUCUGCAUUCCCAGCUGAAAAGCCUCUCGAGCAGCAUGCAGUCCCUGUCCUCGGGCAGCAGCCCUGGGUCCCUCACGUCCAGCCGGGGCUCCCUGGCCGCCUCCAGCCUGGACUCCUCCGCCUCUGCCAGCUUCACUGACCUCUACUAUGACCCCUUCGAGCAGCUGGACUCAGAACUGCAGAGCAAGGUGGAGUUCCUGCUCCUGGAGGGGGCCCCGGGCUUCCGGCCCUCGGGCUACAUCACCACCAUCCACGAGGACGAGGUGGCCAAGACCCAGAGGGCCGAGGGGGGCGGCCGCCUGCAGGCCCUGCGCUCCCUGACCGGCACCCCGAAGUCCAUGACUUCUCUGUCUCCACGCUCCUCCCUCUCCUCGCCGUCCCCGCCCUGCUCCCCUCUCAUCGAUGACCCCCUCCUGGCUGGAGACGCCUUCCUGAGC